AUCUUCGGGUAGAAAGCCGACACGCAAUAACGCAGCGCGCGUGCCAUCCAGAUGCCUGUGGUGGUCUAGAGCUUCUUUGCUCGCGCACGAACCUCAGCGUCGUUAGCGGAGCGUACAGGCGAUCUUCUAUUGCAGCCCGUGCCGCAGACAAAGACGCUCGGGUGGCGGCAGGUAUUCCGUUCCAGGAUCAACGAAAGAAACGCGAGGUCGACCUUAAGCGUUCGACAAAGUAUGCGAGUAUCGCGG
This is a messenger RNA of Amoebophrya sp. A25, 246 nucleotides long. Lineage: Eukaryota; Dinophyceae; Syndiniales; Amoebophryaceae. The record is from the annotation of a GenBank genome assembly.